This is a messenger RNA of Rhododendron vialii, 2244 nucleotides long. RefSeq lists its product as uncharacterized. NCBI's taxonomy places the organism in Eukaryota, Viridiplantae, Streptophyta, Magnoliopsida, Ericales, Ericaceae. The coding region runs from base 213 to 1757 and encodes 514 amino acids. The transcript is spliced from 5 exons. The record is from RefSeq and is a predicted model, not a curated record.
CCUCAAAACACAUCUUAGAGAGAGAGAGAGAGAGAGAGAGAGAGAGAAGGAAACGUCCUCGGAUUGCCUCCCAGAAUCUAUAAUUUUCUAGAGAGAGAGAGAGAGUGUGUGUGUGUGUGGACACCAUGAACACUUGUCUCUCAUCAUAAUCACCUUCGGCGUGUUGAGUCACCCCGUCGCCUCUGUAUCCCUUCACAGAUGCUGCUGUGGAAAUGGGUAAAUCGGAAAAACACCGAUUACAUCUGCAGCAGCGACAGCAGACUCUUCAACGGAAUAAUCGAUCGCAAACCGGUUCGACCAUCCUGUGCGAGAGAUGUUCGGUGGCCCUGCGUAGAAUCGGCCGUGAGUUCAAUCUCAAAUGCCUAGUCGUUUUGAUUUUCAGCUUCUCCGUGUUCCUAUCGGCCGUUUUCUGGAUCCUCCCUCUUCGCUCCACCGCUCCUGGGUUCGAUGCGAAAAACGCAAUCCAGCUCGCUGCUACUGUUCAGGCUUCAUUCAGACUGCAAAAGUCAGUUUCAAUGCUUAUACCGCAAAUUGGAAGAUUAGAGUAUGAUAUAUAUAGCGAAAUAGGUGUCCCUUAUACAAAGGUAGCUAUCCUAUCCAUGCAUCAGGCGGAUGAAUCUGACUGGACCAACGUGGUGUUUGGUGUUCUUUCUGAUCCAGUUGAUGUUGCCAUUAACCCAGUGUCCCUAAGCGUGCUGAGAUCCUCUUUAAUAGAGUUGUUCCUUCAGCAGUCCAAUUUGACUUUGACAAAUUCAAUUUUCGGGGAGCCUUCUUCUCUAGAAAUUUUGAAAUCUCCAGGGGGAAUCACUGUGAUCCCUGACCAGUCUGCUUCCAUUUGGCAGAUAUCCCAAACCCUUUUUAAUUUUACUCUACACAAUUCUAUAUGUGAAGUAAUCGAAAAUCUUUCAGACUUGAAGAAACAGCUGAAAUCAGGGUUGCGUCUGAGGUCUUACGAGAAUAUUUACGUGCAGUUAACAAACAGAAACGGCUCAACGAGAGAUCCUCCGGUUACGGUUCAGGCUGCUAUUAUGUCCAAUUUUGGGAGCCUUUUGCCCCAGAGAUUAAAGCAAUUGGCUCAAACAAUAGAAGGGUCUCCUCCUUCAAAUAAUCUGGGCCUUAAUAACACAGUCUUUGGUAAAGUUAAGGAAGUCAGGUUAUCCUCUUUCCUAAAUUGUACCGUUCUUGCAACCUCACCAACCCCUUCUCCGGCCCCAGCUCCGGAGAAUAAUGAUUACUAUGAUUCCCCAAUUUCUCCAUUGUACUCUCCCGCUCCCGGGCCAAAUUUUCAGCGUCACUUACCACCAUGUGUAAACUGUGAUGCGUCUUCACCAUCUACUGAUGAUAACUACCCGUAUUCACCAAGCCCUGAAAGUUAUCCCCACCGUUCCUUACCUCCCAUUUCAAGUUCUUCUGCACCUUCAAUCGCAAGGAAUCAGCCCCCUCGCUCUAGUCCCCAUCAUGGUUCAACAAUUCCACCAAGACCCUCAGCCUUUCCUCCGCGUGCUCCUCAUUCGUAUCCACCUCAUGCGGGUCCCACACCAUUGUUGUCCCCGGAUCUUUCUCCUUUACCUGUUGUAUCCUACGGAUCCACGCCAAGACGGGAGAAGGGGAAUGCAAAAGGGCCAGUGUCUCCACCACUUGUCUCGCCUUCAGUCUCGCCAUCUCCAUCAUCUUCCAAUACAGGUCCUAAUCUUAACUACAAAGAGAUCUGGUUAUUUGGUUUCUUUGGACUCCUGACAUUCCAUCUCCUAUGCUGAUCAUACAAAUCGUUCACUGGUGAUGGUAUCCCGACCUAGUUUUCCAAGCAAGCAACAUAUGGCCGGUUUUGCAUUUUUGCCUGGGUUAAUGGAUGAUAGAAGAGAGGGUGGGCAGGUGGUGUUUAAAUGACCAAACAUAUACACAAAUCAACUGGCAGGUCAAAGCCGAAAAGAUGGCAGGCCUACGAUGCCUAAGUUGCGAAGUGGCAUUAAAGUGCCGAGUUUUAUCCCGGAAGGUGGGUUACUCCUAAGAAUUGGUAACUUGUCGAGAACCAAAUUUACGAGCAGUAUUUCAAGGAGAACCGCUGUGCUUAGUAGCAAUUGUAAAUAGCAUUGGUUCUUUUUGAGCUUCUGCAAUGUGGGGGUGACACCAUAUAUGAGCUGAAGGAACAAAUUUUUAACCUAUGUUAAAAAUACCUAGUGCAGUUAUAUCACAUGGUUUACAGAAAGUUAAUAUAUGCUGGCUUCGAGGCCUAGUUAGAUAUCA